GGCCAUGUGAUUCCUGAUGACGCUAAAAGGACUUUGCAUAAAUAACUUCAUCUGUGUCAGAGUUCUGCCCAAACCUCAGCGGGGAGAGCAGAGUCUCACAGCAGACACAGAUCCUCAGUUCGGCUUUCACCACAAACUACUCAAAGAAAUGGAUCGUCUGGAAAACUCUACAGCAGCGUCAGAGCGCCUCUUCUCGUAUGCCGAGAGUGCGGCGGAGUCUCAGGCCGCCAGAGAAGGCAACGGGAACGCAUACCUCUACAUACUGAUAGUCAUGUCUUUCUAUGGAGUGUUCCUCUGCGGUAUCAUGCUUGGCUACUUUCGCUCCAAGAGGAAGGAGAAGAGGAGGAUCAACAUCUUCACGCGCCUGGUGCACGAGGAGGAGCAGAGGGAGUGGGGGGCUCUGCCCAAGAAGCCUAGCGUCCCCUUCCCGGCCACCGUCUCGGGGCUGCGAGCCAUGCAGGUUUCCCUGCCGUUUUGCGGUAACCACGGCAACCACUCCGGAGUCCUCCACCACGAGGGCUUCCUGCCAUCUCCGCUGGCUUGCGCGCUAUGCGCGGAGCAGAGCAGCGUCAGCUCCCUGUGCUCCUCCGCAGAUACGCGCCUGACCAUAGAGGAGGAGGAAGCCGACAGCGGAGCGGCGGAGGAGCCGGAGGCGAACCUGAAGGCAGCACAAGUGGCGCACAGCGGAGAUGAUUCAGGCUGAACUUUAGAUCCGAAAACUCAAAUUCAACUGCAGGACAAAAGAUGGAGGAAAAGACAACUUGAGGGAAAAUCAAAAUGGCCUCAAAUGCGUUAUUAUUGGGACCCUAAAGGGGUCAGUGGGCAGCUGUGCAGUCCUAAUUUUGUUAGUGAAACUCAAAUCAUCAUCCGUGCCAUAUGUAUGGGAGAGAAACGACGAGGGUCUAGAUCACAGAUCCACAUUUUGUUUUUGUUUUUAUGCUUGUACCAAACGUAAAUUGCUGCUUUUAGCCUUAUGACAAGUUCAGCACAACGCCACACCUUAACACACACAGGUCAUAUCAGCUGCAAAAUUCCAACUCUGUCAAAAAGCAGAAUAACAUGCAAAGGACAAUAUACCAGUUUUUUGUUAGAUAUUAAAGGCAGUUCUUUUUGACUAGUUAAUAUUUCAGUGUGUGAAUGAUGGGCUCUUUUUGCGGUGCCUCCCUCCUUGCUGUUAAAACCCCUCGCCCCUCCCUGCUGCUGCCACCUCACUGGUUUGGGCUGAUGACUCAUCCUGCAGGAGACUUGGAUGGAAGACUGGUUUUGUGUUUUGUUCUUCAGCAGAACUUGACCUGUUCCGGCCGACACAGGUCUCAAGUACUGAAACAUACCUGGAACCCACUUGAAAGUUCUGUCCGAAAUGAAAUGAGUCUAUUACAGCUUCAUGGUGGACGAAUAUCUGUUCACAAACAAGCACUAGAUUAGGUUUACUUGAUUAACGCAACGCACUGUAGGAUAUAUAAAUGUUUGUAUUUGUCACUUCUACAGUUUUAAUUUAAAAUGGAGACUUUUAGAGUGUUCAUGGAAACAAUAAAUGUGUUUGAAAUGGAA
Molecule: messenger RNA, 1551 nt
Organism: Gambusia affinis (western mosquitofish)
Lineage: Eukaryota; Metazoa; Chordata; Actinopteri; Cyprinodontiformes; Poeciliidae
Gene: kcne4
Product: potassium voltage-gated channel, Isk-related family, member 4
Exons: 2
Coding region: 17-703 (228 amino acids)
Biological process (GO): ventricular cardiac muscle cell action potential; membrane repolarization during action potential; regulation of ventricular cardiac muscle cell membrane repolarization
Cellular component (GO): membrane
Molecular function (GO): transmembrane transporter binding; potassium channel regulator activity; delayed rectifier potassium channel activity
Source: RefSeq, a predicted model, not a curated record